Frankliniella occidentalis (western flower thrips) is the source of this 1581-nucleotide messenger RNA. RefSeq lists its product as uncharacterized. The transcript has 11 exons. The record is from RefSeq and is a predicted model, not a curated record. Lineage: Eukaryota; Metazoa; Arthropoda; Insecta; Thysanoptera; Thripidae. The coding region runs from base 143 to 1492 and encodes 449 amino acids.
ACUAUUCUAUUCCCCCCUUUCCCCGCCCCUCCCCCCUCCCUUACAUCACUUUGUGCAUGUUGUGGAAGAGAUGUAACGGGACAUCGUUCUCUAUUAUUAAUAUUUUAUUUAUUAAUAUACCACCAGAUCCUAGGAUUUUAAAAUGAGUGACUCAGGGGAAGAACUUCCAGAUGUGGCCAUUGGGAGUGUCAGUGAGAUACUACCUUAUGUUCCCACUAAGAUAGAUGUAGAUGCUGAAAUUGAAGCAAACAAUGCACGAAAAGCAAGAAGGCAGCAAAUAACUGAAUUAAAUGAAGAAUAUAAUAAGCCCGCACUAGAGGCCACAGUUGAAGUAUAUGUUCCUAAACCAAAAAUUCAAACUCUUCCUUCCACUAGAGAUUUAUUUAAGUCUGAGAGAAGCUUGAUAUCUCUGAAUCAAGACAAUCUUACAACUCAACAAAUUUUUCCUUCACAAUACCAGAUUUGUACAUCAGAAAAUGCGGAUGAAUUUUUCUCUUGGAUUCGAUCUAAGCUGAAGAAUUCAAGUCAUGAUGUUAAAAGACAAUUCCUGCAGUACUUGUGGCUCUUACUUUCUUGCCAUUCUGAUCCGCUUGUUGCUCAAAAAUGUUGUGAUAUGCUGAUAGAGCAUAAUACAUUGUGGAGGUUGACGUAUGAAGAAGUUGUGUUAGUGUUUUGCAAUUGGGGUGUUGCACCAGAGGACUUUAUCACAGGCUUAGACCCAAGAGAUAUUAUUGCUACACUUGAGCCAUCUCCUGUAAUUUCUCCUUGCAAUGUUGAGAGUAUUCUCACUGUAUUGGACUGCCAGCUAAUGCUUAAGGACCUUGAAGGGUCUGAUAUCUCUUUGAAAGCAUUGUUUGCUUUUCUAGUGCUACUUCCUUUAGAUCAAAAAUUUUUGUCAUGCUUGUCAGUUGCUAUGAGAUGCUUGGAACAAUUAGCAACUUAUGCUGAAUCUCGCAAUUCAUCCUGGUUGGCAGACUACUGCAUGGAAAUUUUACGAAUCGAGUCGCAUCAUGCUCAUGUGGCGUUUCUACUAGAAUGUGUUGUGCCUGAGUCUAUGAGAUGGUGUAUAUGUUUGGCAUAUUGCCAAAAAAUAUUUUCUGUAGAGCAGACAUUCUUGGCUGAUCCAAAGCCCAAAAUUUUGAAAGAUCUUCUUUUGGAUCAUACUGAUGAGUUUAUGCAACUUGAGUCUUGGGAUUUGUAUUCCUUGAUAUCUAUUGUAGAUUCAGGGAUUUCUUGUGUUAUAGAUUAUGAAACUGACAAAAACAUCAAAAGAGGUUUCAUAAAAUGGUUGAGCCAGUAUAUGCUAAGAAGAAGUGAACGUAGAGGUGACCGCAAAAACGAAGAUAUUGAUGUUGAUGCAGCACUCCUAGCUGAGCUUGUCAGCCGAUUGCAAGCAGAAUGGGAGGCCAAGUGGCCUGAAGAAGAGCCUGGCAUUGAAAAUAUAAAUUUAGAUGAGGUUGAAAGUGAAGAUUCGAUUGAUGAUGAGGAUUAAUAGUAUUAAAUUAAAAAUUUGAGUCUGAUUUACCAAAUGUUAAUGACAACUGAUGUAGCACUUAUAAAAAUAUCUUUUUACCAAGGCAA